Mangifera indica (mango) is the source of this 4088-nucleotide messenger RNA. RefSeq names its product polyadenylation and cleavage factor homolog 4-like. Bases 305 to 3385 code for a protein of 1026 amino acids. Gene Ontology annotation, molecular function: mRNA binding; RNA polymerase II complex binding. The record is from RefSeq and is a predicted model, not a curated record. The transcript has 7 exons. Gene Ontology annotation, cellular component: cytoplasm; mRNA cleavage factor complex. Gene Ontology annotation, biological process: termination of RNA polymerase II transcription. NCBI's taxonomy places the organism in Eukaryota, Viridiplantae, Streptophyta, Magnoliopsida, Sapindales, Anacardiaceae.
AUAUUCAGACAUAUAUAUUCAGUUAUUUGUCUUUCAGAGAUCCACCGGGCUCCACCUCAUCACAUUCGCGACCGUUGAUCAGAUCUAAAGUAUGAUUUUCCCCUUCUAUAAUGUUUCAGAGAAAAGCUCCUCGCAGUGUCACGAUAACUACACCUGUCUGUUCGUGUCACAAUAAUAAGAGCACUAAAUCACACACAAACAUAUUUUAAUGUUCGAUGCCAUAGUUUUGUGAUGUUGUCUCAAAACCCUAACUCUAAUUCGUUUCUAUUAUUGUUAUUAAUAUUAAUUUUUUCUAAGAAGUUGAAUGGAAACAGAAAAAGUUUUACAAAACCCUAGAGCUUCACCUUCAGUUGUUUUCAGUGCUAACAUUAACAGCAAGACGAUGCCAAAUGAACUGACGCAGAAGCCGCCGCCACUGCCGACCAUAAUGGAUAAGUUUCGAGCGCUUUUGAAGCAACGAGAAGAGGAAGCUAGGGUUUCUACGGCGGCUGGUGAUGAUCACGUCGUGGCUCUCAGUACAGACGAGGUUGUGGAGCUUUACGAGAUGAUGUUGGCCGAACUUACUUUUAAUUCGAAGCCCAUUAUUACUGAUCUCACGAUAAUUGCUGGCGACCAGAGAGUCCAUGGGGAGGGCAUUGCUCACGCAAUUUGCGCCAGGAUUGUCGAGGCUCCAAUUGAGCAGAAAUUGCCAUCCUUAUAUCUACUAGACAGUAUUGUGAAGAACAUUGGCAGAGAUUAUGUUAGGUAUUUCUCUUCUCGUUUACCUGAGGUAUUCUGCGAAGCAUAUAGGCAAGUUCAUCCUAACCUUCAUCCUGCUAUGAGACACCUUUUUGGGACUUGGUCAACAGUGUUUCCACCUUCAGUCCUCCAGAAGAUUGAAACUCAGCUACAGUUUUCUCCGCAAGUUAGCAAACAAUCACUGGGCACUAGCUCUUUGCAGGCUUCUGAGACACCUCGACCAACGCAUGGCAUACAUGUUAACCCUAAAUACAUCCGUCAAUUGGAGAAUUCAGCCCUGGAUAGUAAUAUUCAGCAUGUGAGAGGAACAUCUUCGAGCCUAAAAAUAUAUGGUCAGAAACCUGCCCUUGGAUAUGAUGAAUUUGAUGCUGAUCAUGCAGAGGUUACAUCAUCACAUAUGGGAUCCCAAAAAUUGAAUUCAACUGGUAGUGUUGGUCGUACUGCAAAUUUUGUUCUUGGAGCUAAUAAACUGCAUUCUUCUUCAACUUCCAGAAUUGCAAGACCGUUAUCACCUUCAAGAAUUGGAUCUGAUAGAAUUUUAUCAUCUGAGGGUGAUGAAUUUGCAGUAGAAAAUUCUCCUAGAAGGCCUGAGGUUGCCUCUCCAUCCCAUCCUGUGUUUGAUUAUGGAUUAGGCAGAGCAGUUGGCAGAGAUGAGGAGAUAAGUGAAUGGUGGAGAAAACAAUAUUCUGAUGAUAAUCACAAAAGAUUUGAAACUUCUGCGUCUUACAACCUUAGCAAUGGACUUGAGCAUCAGGGGCCUAGAGCUUUGAUAGACGCAUAUGGAAGUGACAGAAGAAUUUCAAAUAAUAAACCUUCACAGGUUGAACGUCUAAAUGUAAAUGGAAUGGGCAGUAAGGCGGCAUUAAGGUCAUGGCAGAAUACUGAAGAGGAGGAAUUUGAUUGGGAAGAUAUGAGCCCUACGUUAGCAGAUAGUGGCAGGAAAAGUAAAUUCUUGUCAUCAUCUGUUCAACCUUUUAAAAACCGUGCUACAAGGCUGGAUGUAAGAAAAUUGGGCACUGGCAUAUUGGAAUCUGAUAUUAGGAGCAAUCUCUCCAGUCAGGCUCAACUACCUAUGAUGGAUGAUUCUUCUAUAAUUUCUGAAGACGUUGUCUCUGCACUUGGUCGGUCUGGCCGUGGAUUGACUGGUAAUUUGUUUGGCUUCCAACCUGAGCCAAAUCAGAAUUCAGGUUCACGUUAUCCUCAUGAAGUGCGGAAUUUGCCAUAUCAUGUCUUGCAGUCAUCAAACCCUUUGAAUUCCAGCAGAGGGAGGGGAAGAGAUUUCCAGUUGCCUUUUUCAGCAGGUUCUGUAUCUUCAUUGGGUGCUAACAAAAUCACUCCACUUGUUGACAAGCAUCUGGAUGCUGAAACACAAUUCAUCAGGCCCCCUGCAAUUGAAUCUAGGAUAGGUUCUUCUGUUGUGGACUCGGUUAGUGCUGGGGCAUGGUCAGCCUCCAUACCGUCAUCAGCUGGGGUCUGGCCUUCAAGUGUGCAUAAAUCUCAUCCACUGCCUGUGUAUCCACUGCAGAAACAAACCAGGAGUCAGUAUGAUUCAACAAAUUCUGCCAGUAAUUUCAUGAAUCAAGGCCCAAAUAAGAUGUAUAUGCCUGAGCUGCAGUUUAAUGGUUCCGAGGGAAAGGAGCUAAGUUUGAUGAAGCCGCCACAGCAAAACCAGGUCCAAUCACAAUUCCUUCCUUCUCAGGAGGCUCGCAAUAACUUUGUUCCCUCUGUCACAGCUUCAGUCCCACCUCACUUAAUGGCAGCACCAGCAAAUCAUGAGUACAAUGCUGUCAUGAGUAUGGUUCCAUCAAAUCCAGUUCCUGGGGUGCAAUUACCUUUGCCAUCCCAAACUUUUUCAAACAGCUCCUCGCAUUUGCAGGGAGGAACCUUGCCACCUCUUCCUCCAGGUCCUCAUCCAUCUUCUCAAAUGAUACCCAUGCCUCAAAGUGCAGGACUUGUUACCCCUGGGCAACCACCAGGCACUGCAUUUUCUGGUUUGAUUAAUUCUCUCAUGGCUAAAGGAUUGAUCUCAUUGACAAAUCAAACCCCUGUACAGGAUUCUAUGGGACUGGAGUUUAAUGCAGAUCUUCUUAAGAUGCGCCACGAGUCUGCAAUAACUGCCCUAUAUGGCAAUCUUCCAAGACAGUGCACCACAUGUGGCCUACGGUUCAAGUGCCAAGAAGAGCAUAGUAGUCAUAUGGAUUGGCAUGUGACUAAGAACCGGAUGUCCAAGAAUCGGAAGCAGAAACCUUCUCGCAAGUGGUUUGUAAGUGCUAGUAUGUGGCUCAGUGGGGCUGAGGCAUUGGGAACUGAUGCAGUUCCUGGAUUUUUACCCACUGAGACUGUUGUGGUAAAGAAGGAUGAUGAAGAAAUGGCUGUCCCUGCUGAUGAAGACCAAAGUGUGUGUGCAUUAUGUGGGGAGCCAUUUGAUGAUUUUUAUAGUGAUGAGGCAGAGGAAUGGAUGUAUAAGGGUGCUGUCUACAUGAAUGCACCUGAUGGAUCUACAGCUGGCAUGGAUAGGUCUCAGUUAGGUCCUAUAGUGCAUGCUAAAUGCAGGUCGGAGUCUACUGUGGUCCCCCCUGAAAGUUCUACACAUGAUGAAGGGGGAAAUACUGAAGAGGGUAGUCAGAGAAAAAAAAUGAGGAGUUAGCUUCUAUUAGACGGCUUCAAAAUCUUUUGUAACUUAUUGAGUUUUUUAGUGGUAAGCUCGUAAUUUUGAGUUAGUUGGAGAUUGAAGUACCUUGGCUUUAUACUGGAAUCACGUACAUGUAUAGUUGGAUUUGUGUCUUGCACGAUAUCUUGCAGCAAAGAUUACAAAUUCUCUGGCAGUCUUACUUUUUAGCUUGUCCCUCUGUUAAAAUUCCUAGAGGAAAUAUAGACCAAUUUUUAUGGUGUUGAAAAGUCAUUGUUGGGUUCUAAAGAUUGAAUAUAUGAGGUGGGCAUAGGCGUGGAGGUACUUUUUGGCACUUUUUAACUUGAUAGAUAAAUAAGAUAAAAGGGAGAGGAGGGGAAUGCUCAAAGAAGUGUAAAAAUGCAUUUAAACUCUGUUCUGAGCAGUUAUUGCAAAAUAUGUUUUGUUUUGACAUUGUGUAGGGAUGUACAGAUAGCUUAUUCUGGCUAGCAGAUACUGUGGGAGACCUCUUUCUCAGUUAGUUUAGAGUGAUGGAUUGAUGAAACCAACAUAAGUUACUUUAUAUUUUAUGUUCAUGUUUAUUGUAUACUUUUCAGUAGCAACUUGUUUGAAGAGGAGUGUUUUUUUUUUUUUUUGAACUUUGCUGUUUUAAUAUUUUAAGUUCUUAAUCAGAACCUAUGUGGUUUCUUUGUUGGUUAAUGCAAUUCUGUUUCUGUUCAAA